AUGAUUACAAUUCUCCCAAUGUACUAUGCAGUGAUCACGCUGCUUUCGCUCUCCCGUGUUCAGCUUUUUGAGCUAUUUCAGAAAGUCAGGCUCUAUUUCCUCAAUGAAAACAAACAUGUCCAGAAUGUUAUCAAAUUGGGCGCACCGUAUUACGCUCAGAUAAAGGCGACGUUGUUUCCGGCCAUCGCAGUCGCGAGAAAACAUCUUGUUUCGGCCUCGCGUCCAGUGGUGGAGCAGGUUUCUCGUCUCGCGCCUUAUUACAACCCCAUAAUCGCCUAUUUCGAGCCGCGCUACAACACCGUCAAGGAGCUGCUGUCCAAAACAGCAACCGAAAUAGGCGCUUUCUCAGCAGACGUCUACAACCUCUUUUCGUCCAAGCUCGCACACUACUACUCUAAGUACCUUGAGGUCCACGUGUCGGAGCUUCUGGACGGCUGGAAGCCAGUUUUCGACCAGCUUAUCGAGCAGUACGAGACGAAGGUGCGGCCGUUUGUGGAUGAGCACAUUGACACCAUAUCGGUGGCUGCCGCGGUGUUGGUGGUGGUGUUGCUUCCGCGGGCGGUUUUCCGCAUCUUUGGCCUGUUCAUGAGAAGCGUGGCCAGAGACGCUCACGAGCUCAACCAGGGAGUGGCCAACAUGUACAAGAGCAAUUCCGAGGACCUGGUCAACAAGUUUGGCACUCCCGAGUUCGAGGACAUGCUGGGAGAAAGCGGCGGCAUCAACGACGGGAUCACAGAGCUGGGCGAGCCCAGCUCGCUGCGGUCGACAAAGAGCACCUCUGGCUCCAACAACAGCACCCAAAGACGGCUAGGUGACAUUGCUAGACGGCCUGCCGUGAACAAACAACGAAGACACUCGAACAGCAGCUCGAGCAGCUCCUCCGGCGGGAGUCCCGUAAGUAAUUCAGGGAGGAAUCGCACGCCCCUACAGAACAAACAGACCGUCGCAAGCCAGUCAGCGAGUCCAACCAGUGCAAGCCAGCCCACAACUCCAAACAAGGGAGGGAAGAGCGCGUAUGAGGGAAAUAGAGCGCAAGAGCAAGGAGUCGCUGCGAGUUUCUCCCACGAAGAAAGCCUAAAUCAGAUCCGCAUCGGGUGUGAUGUCUACGAGGUUACGAGCGAUAUUCUGUCUGCCACCACGCAGGAUCUCAAAUCGAUCAGACACAAAAAAUCAAAUUUGCUCAGUCUGGCUCCACAGCUGCUAGAAAGCGUGCGAAGCGCUGAGCAGUCAUCAAUAUCCGACGAAGUGGACUCGCUCAUAGAGUCGAGCAACUUUGAUAGCGUGCCGCUCAGCGUACGUGCAGAAUCGAUCAAUAGAAUACUCAACAGCCCGCUCCGGAUGGCUCGUUCGGCAGCUUCCAACGCUUCUUUCAAGUCAGGGUCGCCCCACAGGCUGGGCUUAAUACCGCCGAGUCUGGCGUUCGUCUCAAGCUCCCCUUCCGCUGCUCCUACACUCAACCACAUGAACGUGUACACCAACGACCAGAUCGAGAAUCCAGCAUCUAGCGUCCAGUAUUUGAGCGAUAUCAGUAACGGCAGAAUUUCGCCCGCUUCUCCGCAAUCCUCAGACAGUAACCACGUUCCUUUGUAA
Messenger RNA from Ogataea angusta, 1590 nucleotides. RefSeq lists its product as uncharacterized. The coding region runs from base 1 to 1590 and encodes 529 amino acids. The transcript has 2 exons. The record is from RefSeq and is a predicted model, not a curated record. NCBI's taxonomy places the organism in Eukaryota, Fungi, Ascomycota, Pichiomycetes, Pichiales, Pichiaceae.